This is a messenger RNA of Varanus komodoensis (Komodo dragon), 2501 nucleotides long. RefSeq names its product LAS1 like ribosome biogenesis factor (gene LAS1L). Gene Ontology annotation, cellular component: Las1 complex; preribosome, large subunit precursor. Bases 183 to 2048 code for a protein of 621 amino acids. NCBI's taxonomy places the organism in Eukaryota, Metazoa, Chordata, Lepidosauria, Squamata, Varanidae. Gene Ontology annotation, molecular function: endonuclease activity. The record is from RefSeq and is a predicted model, not a curated record. Gene Ontology annotation, biological process: maturation of 5.8S rRNA; maturation of LSU-rRNA. The transcript has 14 exons.
CCGCUCGGCUCUCAGCCCGCCCCACCCCUGCUGGGCCUGCGCGCGUGAUUGGCCUGCUCGGCGCUCGAGCGCCUUCCUCGGGGAUGCUCGGCGGGCGGGCUUGACCGGACCGGAGCCUGCUGGAGCCCCGCUUGGGGUCUCACAGCUCGGACGCAUCGGGCCGGUGAAAGUCUGGCUGCAGCAUGGCUGCUGGUCCUGGCAGCACUCGCCUGGGGCAGAAGCAAGCGGUAGGAAAACCUCGAAAGAAGAGGCCCCAGAGUGUGGUGGCCUGGCAGAACAAGGCCGAAUGGGAUCAGGUGAUGGUGGGACUGUACUGUGGGGACUGCCAGCUGCAACGGGGAGCCCUGGACCGAGUGUCAGCCUGGAAGAGCAGGUAUGGGAACAGAAUGCCUUUAGCUGUGGAAUGCACGGCAGAUCUUGUUCGUUGUAAAAUCCUAGAUGCUGCUGGUGAUUUGAAAUCCCAUGAACUGGUCCUUACGUACGGCCUGGCUCUCGUAAGGUUUGUGAAUCUCAUCACAGAACGAAAGCAGAAAAGGAUCAUCACUUCGCUGAGAUGGCUGGCUAAAGAGCUAGACAUCCCUGUCUGGAUUGUGGACCUUCGUCAUGAACUGACCCAUGGCAAACUUCCUCACCUGGUUGCUUGCCAAAAAGGCUGCAAUGUUGUGUUGGAGUGGCUCAAGCGUUCCUACUGGAGCCGCCAGUUUUGCAGUGACCAGGUGGAAGGUGAUGAUGAGGACGACGAAGAGUCCUCAGCAACAGAUACGGAUAUGGACCCCAGUCAGGAGGAGCUGGAGAAACUGCAGUCCCCAGGCUGCCAGAAGCACCGGGAGUUCCACGAUAAAGUCAGAGAUGUCUUGAUAUCCUAUAAAAAACAACAGUUCGAGGUUCUCCAGAAGUCAAAGAACAUUGGCCAGGCCUGUGAAGCAUGGUGCGGUUCCUCCUCAGAAGCUGAGUGGGUUGUGGCCCAGAUGAAAGACUUAUUUCAAGAGAACAGGGAGGUUGUGGCCAUAGUUUUGCUUGACGACGGUUUCCUCAUCCCAACAACAGAAGACCUGCAGAGCCUGAAUAUCAACUCGCAAGAAACCAAAGAGUGGGAUUUUCAAAUCCCUCGGACAUUUCUCCGCUUCUGGCAGCCACUGCUGAGAGGCCUGCAUUCCAAAGACUUCACACAGACUCUGCUGGAAAGAAUGUUUAACGAGCUGAAGAAACACGCCCCGGGUCCAGAGCUCCGAUCACAGUAUCUCAUCAACUGGAUUGCAAAAAUUUUGAAGAUGAACAUGCAAGCCAAGAAAAAGAUGAAACACAGAAAUAGAAACACAAGUUCCUCGGAGCUCUUUCUCCGGCGGGUUUCACUGCAAUGGCCGAAGCUCCUGGAGGAUUGCCUGGAAGCACCGUGCUGGGCGAGUCCGCAUCUCCUGCAUCUGAUCCUGACGAGCAUGGAACCUCCUUUGCCCCCCGAAUCCCAGGAGAAACUUCUGUACCUCACCUCCAUCUACACCCAAGAAGACGGCUCCCUUCCCAGCCCGGGCUCGGCCGCGGACCUGCGCAAGCAGCCCGUUUACACAGUGGAGAGUCUGCAGUGGAAAGUGAAGCACAGCAGUGCGGCGCGGGGACUGGCCAAGCGCGCGGGGAAGCGGCCCGUGCUGCUGGAUGGUCUCGAAGAGGAAGGGACGGCGGGGCAGGAGGAGGAGGAAGAGGAGAUGGAGACUCAGCCGGCCCCUCUGCAGGAGCCCCUCCUGCCCGAGAGCGCCAUGGCUCUAGCCGAGAGGAGGAUGGCGCUGCAGGGGUCUGCCUGGCAGGUCAGCUCAGCAGACGGGGUGAAGUGGAAGGCGUUUCCUCUGGGGAGGCUUCCUGGCCAGACCGACGAUCCGGACGGCCUGCUGGUGGAGAACUACUCCAUGAUGUCAGCGGUGGACCAGCUGGUGGAUCAAGAUGGGAGAAGCGACCCGAGCGGCACGUCUUCAGAGUGGGGUGGCUCUCUUGCGGAUGGAUUAUUAUGGACCCAGAGUGAUCUCCAUAAGUUGAAAAGCGGCAUUCAACUUUUCUGAAGGUGGACUUUAUACCGACAGUACACAAAAAUGUGUAUGGCCUGAAAUGUUUUUGGCCUGUCUGUUUUUGCAGACGUUACUUUAGUGCACUGCAGCUCAUCCACCUCAGUGCAAAUUUUUCUGUAAACUUAAAAAAGGGUAAGAAUGUCUACAUGUAGUGACUUUGUAAUAUGCGUAACAGAACCAGCCACUGUUUAAAUAUGUUCUGUAUUUUAAUAGAAGUGUAUGACGAUGCUCAUUUUUCUUGACUGUUUAAUAAUGUGUGCUUUUUAAUAUGAGCUUUGAUAUCUGGUUCAGAGACAUGGAACAAUAGUGUGUUGCAUUCGCUAAAUUCUUGUAGAGCUUUAAAAGGCCUUUAAAUUAUGCAUCCCAAUCUGGAAGUCUGUCAUUCAUGUGUAUGUCUCGGCCAAAUUCACACUUUAAAAGAAUAAACCUCUUUUUGAAAUAAUGAAA